Molecule: messenger RNA, 2671 nt
Organism: Trichogramma pretiosum
Lineage: Eukaryota; Metazoa; Arthropoda; Insecta; Hymenoptera; Trichogrammatidae
Product: alpha-(1,3)-fucosyltransferase 7-like
Exons: 3
Coding region: 833-2245 (470 amino acids)
Cellular component (GO): membrane
Molecular function (GO): alpha-(1->3)-fucosyltransferase activity
Source: RefSeq, a predicted model, not a curated record
GUUCAGACCAGUAUCGUGCGUGCAGCAGCAGAUUCACGGAAAGAUACAUAUACAGAGCUUCCAAUUCGACGCGACUCGUGUGUUUGUAAAUAAACAAGUGACGGGGGUAUAUUACGGGACAGCCGCACCGCACGAGGCAUAGUGCUGCGCGGAAGCGACGUUUAAAGCCAGUCCAUCACGAGCCCGCAGGACAACAGCUCGCGACAGUCGCGACUCGCGCCAGCGUUAGAUAUUAGAGCGUGUAUACGCGGUGUUGUACAUACAGAUAGAGCCGGCGCUGGCGCGAUUCGCGCGAGUGGCGGGGCACAUUCGUACACACCGGGGGCCACUGGGCGGCAUGCGGACACCGUCGCUCAACACGCCAUACACGUACAUAGGCAGCAGCUAUAAUAUACAUUAUAUAUAACGUAGAGACGUUGGACGACUCGACUCAUUCGAGAUCGACCGAUGUAUCGGGCGCGCGGCGAGGAGCACAUGCAGCCGAGCAGAGAAUCGAGAACGAGCUGCUCCAUAGUUUACUGGCAUAUACUUAAUAAGCACGCGUUAUACUCGCGUCGUUGUGCAUAGUGCUUCUGCCUUAUUUUCAUUAGACUCCGAGUGUCGUUGCAUAAGCACGUCGAUGUGUAAUUUAAAUAAAUGUUGAAAAGUCGAGAGCGAGUUCCGUGUCAUGUGGCUAUGUGUGUAUAGGUGCGCGUUGUUACUCGUUGGCGUUCGUGAAAUCUCUCGGCCGUCGCUACACAGUCGUCGGCGGUCGCCGCGAGUCGUUUGACAUUACCACGAUGGCAUCGGCAUCGACGUGAUCGCUCGAGCUGUAAAUAUACGAGUCGUUGACAUGUCGGAGCUGCCGUUGCUGCAUCGCGCGAGCCAUCGACGCAGACGACGGAGGCGCCGGCCCAACUGUCUGCAGCUCAUCGUUUGGCUCGCCGUCUUCGCCUUGGCCUUUCUGCUGACGCUCCUCGUCGUUUAUCAGGAUGACUUUAUGGAUUACUCCAGCCGGCGUCCUGUCGCCGCUUCGACUGCCAACAUGCAGCAGCAGCAGCAGGAGAUAAUAUCGCUGGAACGAGUCGGCGCGACAGAACGAGACCAAGUUUGGCUAAAAAGUCGUCGGCUGCUGGCUAACCAGACGAGUCCUCUCGGCAUGUGGCUUUUGUCGGAGGCCGACGGAACGAGGCCGCUUCCGCCAGCAAGAAAUCCAAACAACGGCGACAAGCCUUUUCUCAUCGUCGUUUGGAAGCAGGGAGAGUUUCUCGAGCGACGCCACAUCAGGCGCUUCUCCGAUAAAUUUCACUCACCGUGGGAAAACUGCCCGGUGGACAACUGCGAGCUGAGCUACCGCGACGAGGACGUGGACAAGGCCGACGCCGUGCUGUUUCACCUGCAGCGCCUCGAGGGUCGCGCGUCCCUGCCCACGGAGCGCAGGCAUCCCCGUCAGCGCUGGGUCUUCCUCACCGACGAGUCGCCUCUGCACACGUUCCCGAGCUCCCGCGGCUCGGCCGCCAAUAUCGCCGAGUACGACGGCCUCUUCAACUGGAGCAUGAGCUACCGGCUGAGCAGCGACGUGCCCGUGCCGUACGGCCGUACCCGCCUCGACAGGAGCGGACGGCUGGACGAGGCCACCGUCUCGGCGCCGGGCGCCAAGAGCAAACUCGUGGCCAUACUGGGCAGCAACUGCGCGGCCAGCGAGCGCUGGGAGUACGUGCGCGAGCUCCAGAGUCUGCUGCGGCCCGACGAGCUCGACGUGCUCGGGCGCUGCAACGGCGCCAACCGGACCGCCUGCCCGGGUCACUUCGAGACCGACUGCCCGGCCCUCGGCCGAUACAAGUUCUACCUGGCCUUCGAGAACAGCCGCUGCCGCGAGUACCUCAGCGAGAAGACCUGGUGGCACGGUUUCGCCAAGGGAGCCGUGCCCGUCGUCAUGGGGCCGGCGCGGAGCGAGCUCGAGCCGAUCCUGCCGCCCGACUCGUUCAUGCACGUCGACGAUUUCGCCGGGCCCUCGUCGCUGGUCGAUUACAUGCGCUACUUGUCCAGCCAGCCCGGUGAAAUCGAGCGACGCUUUCACGCCUGGCGCAAGAGGGGCUAUCGAGUGCUACAAGAGCACGGCUACUUCGGCGCGCCGUCCCGCCACUACUGCCGGCUCUGCCACGCUCUCAACUUCAACGAUCCUCGUCCCAAGGUUUAUCUGAACAUGCGAAAGCUCGGGGCCAACGAUUGCGCCGCUAGUCCUCCGAUCCUCAAGCACAACUAGUCCAUUGCUCCUCUUUACUGUCGACAAUUAGGUAUGGAAAGUUGCGAUGUUGCUUCAACGAUCCGCGUUCGAUGUCUGACCGACUUGAAAUAUUAUUGGCCUAUGCGUGAGCAAUCUAAUUAUCAACUAGAGAUUUCGAUUUUUCCAAAUCUCGCGUAAUCGUAAUAAUAUUUUACUUAUUUUUUAUUUUUAAUUGUUUUUAUUAGAUUAGAUUCGAUACAUUCGUACAUUCAAUACUUCGGAAUGACUCGAGUUUUUACAAAAGAAAUUCAACGAGGCUCAUAAAAUAAUACCUGCUAGGGGCAGUAUCGAUCUUAUACAAGUUUACAUCUGAAAAUCGUUUCGCAUUCGAGCGACUCUCAUAUAGGCGACAAGUCGGUCACGCAACUACCUACAAUUUUGUUCGCGCAGUCGCAAAUAGCUCCG